AUGCGUGAGUUCAAAGGAAAGGUGGAUCAGAGUGGAGAUGGCCUUGUAAGCAGCCCGGUACUGAAGACUCCUACGACUCAGCUGAACAAGAUCGUGGGAGACUCCGCCUUGCUUCCUGUACAUAUAACCUCAGCCAAUACCGUGUCCAUCGUUAAAUGGAUAUUCCACCCUCGAAAAGGUGAGGCAAACGACCUCGGACGAUUCAGCGAUGGGAAAUGGGUGCGGUGGAAUACGAGCGACAGUUUUGGGCAGCGUCUGGAUACAGCUGAUGGCUCCACGCUGAAGAUAAGCAACUUGGUGUUGAAGGACAGUGGGGUCUACAAGGCUCAUGUGACGUUUUCCACAGGAGUGACAGAAACACACACGUUCGGCCUCGCUGUCUAUGAGCCAGUGCUGGAGCCGCAGAUCACCCCUGAACUGAUCUCCAGAACGCCUGAUGGCUGCAAUGUAACCCUGCAGUGCCAGGCAUCAGGACAGGGAGACUUGCAUGUCUCCUGGAAAAGAGGGAAUCCUCUCAGAGCCCUAGACGAGAGCCCAGGCUGGUACCAACUAUCUGACAAUGGCGAAGAUCUCCAUCUGUUCUGGCAUCGCAACGCCUCGGAUGCUAACAUCACCUGCCUGGUGAGCAAUCUGGUGGAUCAGAAGAACAUUUCCGUCAACCUCCUCAGCCUCUGCCCAGCUGAAGGUAAGGGACCCCUUGCCCGUUUCCCCAUUUCCUCCAUUGGCCUUUCUUUAUUGAAUGCAUUUGUGGACGAGGUUGAAUGGAAAUUCACCCCCACAGGGGGUCAGCCCCUCCUGGUUGCUGAGUUUGCCCAGGGGGAGCUGAGGAGACCACAUCCAAACGACAGUUUUGGACCACGGGUAGAAAUGGUUGAGGGGACCACGCUGAAGAUGAAAGACCUGACGAUGGCGGACUCUGGAGUGAUGGACGUCCGUGUGAGGUUUGCUUCCUCAGCGAUUGUGGAGUACUCCUUCAACCUCGUGGUCCACGAGCCCGUGCCGCCACCACAAAUAAAUCACCAGAUCAUUUCCAGCUCCGCCAAUCAAUGUAACGUGACGCUGCAUUGUCGGACGUCUGGAAUGUCAGAUUUGCAUUUUUCCUGGGAAAACGGAAACCCACUCAGGACCUCAGAAGCUUUAGACUGGUAUCGCCUCACCAACGGCGACAAGGACCUUCACCUGUCAUGGCGGCCAAACACGUCAAAUUCCACUUUCACCUGCCUGGUCAGCAAUUCAGUUGAUCAGAAGAACAUCUCGUUUGAUGUCUUCAACAUCUGUCAGGAUGAAGCUCGAGAUGAAUGUAGCUGCUUCUCCUGGGUGAGGACCACCAUGGUCGUGGGGCUGGCCCUCCAGGUUGCCACCAUCAUCUUGCUGAACGUUCUGGAAAGGAAAGCAGAGGAGAUGCGCAAAGAGCUUUCCUCUGAGAGCAUCGUGGUGGCGGCUGAAUCUGCCCCGGAUGCUGGGCGCGAGCAACCGCCGCUCGAACGGGCUGAAGCAGCCCGUCCAUGUGGCUGCUCGCGCCUGGCAGCACUGCGAGUUGCCGUGCGAGCAGCCGCCGCACGGACAGGCUGCUUGCACCCAGCAGCUACGGACAGCUCUCAGUAG
This is a messenger RNA of Lacerta agilis (Sand lizard), 1605 nucleotides long. RefSeq names its product hemicentin-2-like. Bases 1 to 1605 code for a protein of 534 amino acids. The transcript is spliced from 9 exons. Lineage: Eukaryota; Metazoa; Chordata; Lepidosauria; Squamata; Lacertidae. The record is from RefSeq and is a predicted model, not a curated record.